Oncorhynchus mykiss (rainbow trout) is the source of this 2744-nucleotide messenger RNA. NCBI's taxonomy places the organism in Eukaryota, Metazoa, Chordata, Actinopteri, Salmoniformes, Salmonidae. The record is from RefSeq and is a predicted model, not a curated record.
GGAGGGUGGCGUGAACGGGCUUCCAUAGUUAUCAUCCAGGUUAUGUAGCAUAGAGUUUCAAGAAUAUUGCACAGUCAUUAUGGAGCGCGAACGCCUAUGUUGGAUGGAUGUACUAGGCAGCGAUACCCCGGGUGGAAAAGAGAGUGCAUUCAAACUGGUUUUCAUAGGGACUGAGUAACUUCUUUAACUUACUUCCUGGUGUAACAAACCGUUAGCAGGAAGAACUGCGUGUCUGGAAAAUAAAACGGACACGUGGAUUAUCAUUGCUCCUCUAGUUCCAGGCAAGAGCCACGGAAAAAAAACAUCCUCUUUGUGGCUAUCUGUUCUUAUUCUCCCGUGCUCUUCAUCUCAUCACACUGCAAUACAAUAAUGGAUCCUCGUUAAACGAAAGGAAAUGAUAAGUGGGCGCGAACAUCGAUCAAAGCGUUUCUUUUUGUCGGCUUUCCUCACUCAUUCCAUAGCCCACUGAACUGCGACGUGCAGGAAAAAGCAAAUCUCAAACAUUAGCAUCUCUUGUUGAAUGGCAAUUCUGCAAAAACAUGGAAAGAUCUCUGGUCCAGAUUUGGUCUGCCUCAAAGAAACCCCGUCAGACACAAUCGGUGACGCCGGAGGUCAUCAGAAGAAUUGGAGUGAACAUAACACGAACUGGCCCAGACCCCUGGCGCGGGUAUGGACGGUGGUGCUACUGCUGGGGACCUGUCUGCUGUACUGUGCCCGCGUGGCCAUGCCCAUCUGUGCCGUCAGCAUGGCCGAGAAGUUUAACUGGACCAAGAGGGAACAGGGCAUGGUGCUGGGCAGCUUCUUCUGGGGCUACUGCUUCACACAGGUCCUUGGAGGCUACGUCAGCGACAGGGUUGGAGGUGAGAAGGUGCUCCUGCUGUCUGCGGCGGCCUGGGGGGCGAUGACAGCCUUCACGCCCGUCCUGGCCCACUUCUGCUCUCAGCCCAUCUUCUCCAUGACGCUGGCCCGCUUCCUGAUGGGGCUGCUGCAAGGUGUGCACUACCCGUCUCUGGUUAGCCUGUGUUCUCAGAAGGUGGUGGAGAGUGAGAGAGGAUUCCUCAUGAGCACUGUGGGCAGUGGCUCCUAUCUGGGGACACUGGUGAUUGGGGGGGCUGGUUCCCUCAUGCUGGACCUGUAUGGUUGGGAGAGUGUGUUCUACGUGUCUGGUCUGCUCUCUGUCCUCUGGGCGUACUGCAUAUGGAAAUACCUGCUCAAAGGGGAAGGACCUAUCAUCACAUUGGAGUCGCUGGGUCGUGGAGGGCCCCGGUCCAAACUCUCCAAGAGACACUGGCUACGUCUCUUCAAACAACCUGCUGUCUGUGCUGUGAUUAUUACGCACCUUUGCACUGCGAGCACCUUCUUCACAAUGUUGUCAUGGCUACCGACUUACUUCAAGGACACCUUCCCUGAUGCCAAGGGUUGGGUGUUUAAUGUUAUCCCAUGGUUUGUGGCCAUCCCCUCUUCUCUCUUCAGUGGCUGUCUCUCUGACCACCUUAUCAGCCGAGGGUUUGACACUGCUGCUGUGAGGAAGCUUAUGCAGUUCUUCUCCAUGGGUGUGUCCAGUGUGUUUACCCUCCUGCUGUGUGGCACCACCACCUUCCCCACAGCUGUGGCCUUUGUCUCUGCCACCAUGGGCCUCACCACCUUCAGCCACAGUGGUGUGUCUGUGAAUGUUCAGGACCUGGCUCCGUCAUGUGCUGGGGCUCUGUUUGGUGUUAUGAAUACCUGUGGAGCAUUCUCAGGUGUGCUGAUGGUGUAUUUCUCGGGGUAUCUGAUUGAGGCUACAGGGUCGUGGGCGUCUGUCUUCACCCUCAUCACUGUGGUGAACCUGGUGGGCCUGGUCACCUUCCUGGCCUUUGCUGAGGCCCGCCGGGUCGACAUGGACUCUUCCAAGGGCCACUACCACGACAUCCACAUCUGAGUCCCAACCCCUGGUCCCUCAACAACCACCUUUUAAACUGAGGGGCCAAAACGGGACCAGGUCCCACACUAUCCGCAUCUGAGUCCCAAGCCCAGGUCCCUCAACAACCACCUUUUAAACUGAGGGGCCAAAACGGGACCAGGUCCCACACUAUCCACAUCUGAGUCCCCAAAACAGGACCAGAACCUAUGCCCAUGUACCACAGAAUGCACACGGGAGACUUAAAUAUAGAAAGAGAACAGCGAGAGCCUUGGUCUGUUGAAUGUAUCAAAACAUCCACAUCAGAAUUUGAGAAGUGAAAGAAGUGAAACAGUAGUGAAAGUCAAUCCUAGAUGUUUGUCAGAUCAUAGUCAGUGCUUCUUCUAUAUUAAUUUAACAACUCAAUUGUUUCUCUCUAUAUAGACAUUUGUGGAUUUGGCCAUUUCAGCUACACCUGUUGCUGACAAGCACACAGCCAUGUCAUCUCUAUAGACAAACAUUAGCACAGUAGAAUGGCCUUACUGAAGAGCUCAGUGACUUUCAACUUGGCACCGUCAUAAGAUGUCACCAGUUUGUCUAAUGUCUGCCCUGCUAGAGCUUCCCCGGUCAAAUGUCAGUGCUGUUAUUGUGACGUGGAAACGUCUAGGAGCAACAACGGUCGCAAAAUGGUACGCCACACAAGCUCACAGAACGGGACUGUCGAGUACUGAAGCACGUAGAAAUCAUCUGUCCUCAGUUACAAUUUUCACUACCGAGUUCCAAACGGCCUCUGGAAGCAACGUCAGCACAAGAACUGUCGGGAGCUUCAUGAGAAGGGUUUCCAUGGCCGAGCAGCCGCACACAA